Messenger RNA from Capsicum annuum, 707 nucleotides. RefSeq lists its product as uncharacterized. The record is from RefSeq and is a predicted model, not a curated record. Bases 256 to 564 code for a protein of 102 amino acids. The transcript has a single exon. Lineage: Eukaryota; Viridiplantae; Streptophyta; Magnoliopsida; Solanales; Solanaceae.
GGGAAAUAACGGAAACUUCCUUUCGACUCUUUCCACUUAAUUAAUUCUAGACGUUGCCCGAUAUUACUUGGGAAAACGGUUUCGAAAUUAUAACCUCUUCCCUCCACUAUAAAUACACUUGCUUCUUUUCUUCCUAGUCAAGUUUGGCUUGAAACUCCUUUACAUAAACCAAUCAACAAAGCAAUACUUUUCUCCUCUUGUUAUUUCUUUCCCCAAUUAGAAGCAAAAAAGAAAAAAGCAAAAGCAACAAAGAAGAUGAUGAUGUCAAUUUUCAGUUCAUUUGAUGCUCUCUCCGCUGAGAUUUUCGGCCAAAAAGUGACCCGCUCUUGGCCACCAGCCACUUCUGACAACAAACAACCUGCUGUGGGCCCUACUGUAUCAGAUCGCAAGGCCGCCGCCGUUUCUCCACCGUCUACUUCCUCAAACGGUGGACUGAACAAGGCCGGAGAGGCGGCGGCGCCGUCAACUUCAAAAUCGGUUUCGAGGCCGCAGCAGCAAAGAAGGCCCAGGUUUGCGCCGGAAUUGGAUGGUGUUCACUGUUUCGAAACAAUUAUUCCUUAUUGAGCUUAUAUGAAGUCUAAGAAGAAUGAUAUUCUUUGUUCUGUUUGAUUGUGAUUAGCAAACGGCCAUAUAAUAGUAAAUCACGGAGAUUGGUACAAUUUACUGAUCUUUUAGUAUUAAAUCCGAUAAUUCUUUACUUGUUUGAA